CAGCCCACCACCCCCCAAUCAUCUCAUCUCAUCGGAGGUCAGCAGCAGAGUGAUCUCUCCUCCGCCGUCCGAUCUCUCAUCUCACCAGUCAAUGGCCAAGAUCCAGCCCCUCCCAGCCUCCGCCGGCGCCGCCUCGCCCUCCGACGAGGCGGCCUGCACGACGACGACGACGUACACGGUGUGGAUGAAGUCGCUGGUGUUCAACGGGAACGGUUGCACGGUGUACGGCGCCGACGGGGCCGUGGCCUUCCGCGUGGACAACUACGGCUGCAGGGGCGGCCGGGAGGCCUGCUUCUUCAUGGACCGGGCCGGGAAGGCCCUCAUAGCCGUCCGCCGCAGGGGCUUCGGCGCCUUCCGGCGGUGGGAGGUCAGCCGCUGCUGCCACGGCGCCGCCGGCGCAGAGGAUGAAGACGAGACCGAGACGGCGGCGCCAUGGUUCGCGGUGCGGCGGGGCAAAGGCGGCGCCCCCAUGGUGGCGAUGCACGGCGGCGCGGGCCCCUGCUACAGGGUGGACGCUGAGGGGGGGAAGAAGGAGAAGAAGAAUAAGGCGGGGUACAGGGUCGUCGGCGCCGUGGACGGCGCGGUGGCGGCCGAGGUGGCGAGGAAGACGACGGCGGCUGGGGUCCCGCUUGGAGACGACGUGCUCUCGCUGACAGUGGGCCCCGGAACGGAUCGCUUGCUUGCCUUGGGAUUGGUGGUCGUCUGUGGCCUCAUGAACCGAUCCAUGUGAAUAUGUGAUGUGAUUCAUUUCUCGUCCCGGAGCAUGUUCACGGAAGUCUUCGUGCACCGCAAGAUUGCAAAUUUCUUUUGUUCAUGUAAUUCUUUUGCUAUAGUUUGGUAGUGUCGGUGAGGAGUUUGUCUUCCAGACGAAAAAUUUUAUUUAUAGGAGGAAAAAAGUCGAACACGCGCAUUUGAGGGCAUGUAGUCGUAGUACUCUUUUUUGGUGGAUGUUUUUCAACCUUCCAUGAGGGUUGUUUGAAAGUAUACAGCCGUGAGUUUUGUAAAGAUUAAAUCACAAUGAAACCAAAAUCGUAGGAAAAUCGUAAGGUGCUGUACAGAUAUUGAUUAUCCGUCUGGAAA
Molecule: messenger RNA, 1080 nt
Organism: Brachypodium distachyon (stiff brome)
Lineage: Eukaryota; Viridiplantae; Streptophyta; Magnoliopsida; Poales; Poaceae
Product: protein LURP-one-related 11
Exons: 1
Coding region: 92-730 (212 amino acids)
Source: RefSeq, a predicted model, not a curated record